This is a messenger RNA of Dictyostelium discoideum AX4, 717 nucleotides long. RefSeq lists its product as hypothetical. The transcript is spliced from 4 exons. The record is from RefSeq and is a predicted model, not a curated record. Lineage: Eukaryota; Evosea; Eumycetozoa; Dictyosteliales; Dictyosteliaceae. The coding region runs from base 1 to 717 and encodes 238 amino acids.
AUGUUAGUUAGUAUACCAGAUAUAUCAUAUAAACAAAGACAAGAAAUUAUUCUUAAAAAUAUUGAAAAAUAUAAAAACAAUUGGUCAUCAAAAUCAACAAAAAAACAAUUUAAAAUUGGUGAUACAGUGUUUUUAUUAGAAACAUUAAAUAAAAAGAAAACAUUGUUCAUUAUAAUCAAGCAAAGGAAAGAACCCAUGAUUUUACCACAGUACAAUGAUUUAGAUGAUUCAAAUGAUUCAAAUGAUUCAAACGAUUUAACUUCUUUUACAUCAAAUUUGUACCUAUCAAACCAUAGAAAAGUUGUUGAGAUAUUAUUAUCUUUUACAAAGAAAAUUGGGUAUGAUCUUACUAAUUACAAUUUUAAUGCAAUCGCAAUUCCAGAUGAUCCUUUAAAAACUUUAAAUCCACCAGAUAUUGUCUCUCAAACACCAUCAAAUCCACCAACCAUUGUUACCAUAGCACCAUCAAAUCCACCAACCAUUGUUACUCAAGCACCAUCAUAUACACCAACCAUUGUUAUUCAAGCACCAUCAAAUCCACCAGCAAUUGUCACUCAGACACCAUCAAAUACACAAGCAAUUGUCACUCAAACACUUUCAAACCAUCCAGAUAAUGUCAUUGUACCCAUGUUGUCUCCAAUCAAAAUUCAACAUAACAAACAGAUCAUCCUAAGAUCCCUAAAACAUGACUCCCCUCAAAAACCAAAAAAAUAUUAA